CUAUCAAUUAUGCAGUGCAUACAAUCUGGAAAAUCAGUGAUCAUUGAUAACUACUGCAAAUUGGAUUUAAUGCCUUCUGAUAUUUGACUAAAAGUAGCUCACACACAGGCACAUGCGCGCGCACACGUACACAGGUAGUGCCCUCUCCAGUCUUCCUAGGUGGACCACACUUUAGUCAUUCAUCAGUCAGUCAUCAUGUUCUGCUGGGGAGACGGUUCGAGUGGACAGUUUGGUCUAAACUUUGAGAACGUGUCUGUUCCGAUAGCAGGGAAUAUAUUCUCUGAUAAAGUCACAGAAGUUGUUUGCGGGGAACAACACACUUUAUUUCUCACCGUAGAUGGCAGGAUCCUAUCAUGUGGGCGCAACUCAAAGGGACAACUUGGAAGACAGAGGAACAGAGAUUCAAAACUACCAGCCCCAGUGGAGGGUCUGGGGGCAGUGGUCUCUGUGGCUUGUGGUCAGGACCACUCUGUUGCUGUGUGCGCAUCAGGACAGGUCUACUCCUGGGGGCAGGGGGUGAGGGACAGCUGGGCAUCACACCUACUACUGUCUCCAAAGUCCCCAGGCCAAGACCAGUUCCAAUACCUUCGCCCUUGCCGAUAACAGUGAUACAGGUUGCUUGUGGAAAUUACCAUUCUUUGGCCCUGACUAAAGGAGGACAGGUGUUCUCAUGGGGUCUGAACAGCCAUGGACAGCUGGGCCUGGGCAAGGGAGUCCCUCUGCAGCCCAUACCUGCCCUUGUGCGCUCCUCAUAGGGGUCCCAGUGACCCAGGUUGCAGCUGGAGGAACCCACACUCUGGCCCUCACCCUCCCAGGCCUGGUCUACUGCUGUGGGGCGAACAGGGCUGGGCAGCUGGGACUCAACCGUGUGGAUGAGAACGGUCGGUUCAACAUCUGUUCUGUGCCUGCUCUCAGAGUCUUGGGGGUUUCCUUCAUCAGCUGUGGAGAGGCACAUUCUGCUGUUCUCACCAAGGUAUCAUACUAUUACUGUGGAGAGGGACACUGCUGUUCUCACCAAGGUAUCAUACUAUUACUGUGGAGAGGGACACUGCUGUUCUCACCAAGGUAUCAUACUAUUACUGUGGAGAGGGACACUGCUGUUCUCACCAAGGUAUCAUACUAUUACUGUGGAGAGGGACACUGCUGUUCUCACCAAGGUAUCAUACUAUUACUGUGGAGAGGGACACUGCUGUUCUCACCAAGGUAUCAUACUAUUACUGUGGAGAGGGACACUGCUGUUCUCACCAAGGUAUCAUACUAUUACUGUGGAGAGGGACACUGUUGUUCUCACCAAGGUAUCAUACUAUUACUGUGGAGAGGGACACUGUUGUUCUCACCAAGGUAUCAUACUAUUACUGUGGAGAGGGACACUGUUGUUCUCACCAAGGUAUCAUACUAUUGCUGUGGAGAGGGACACUGCUGUUCUCACCAAGGUAUCAUACUAUUUCUGUGGAGAGGCACAUUCUGCUGUUCUCACCAAGGUAUCAUGCUAUUACUGUGGAGAGGGACACUGUUGUUCUCACCAAGGUAUCAUACUAUUACUGUGGAGAGGGACACUGUUGUUCUCACCAAGGUAUCAUACUAUUACUGUAUUUUUACUGAAGGCCCCAAGGGAGAUGUUGGUGUGAAAGGAGACAAAUCCGAUAGCUGUUCAUUAGUUCAUGAAAAGUAUUUUAAUGUCCUAAACAGUGGGCCUACUGGGAGAUAGUUCUGCACACAAAGUCGGCAUCCUCUCGAAGAUACAAUUCAUCACAUAUAAAUAAUGCCAGUUAUAUGAAAUGACCUUGAACAGAGGUGAAAAACAAAUGAUCAAGUGUCUGGAUACACAAUGAACCAUACAAGUUGUUAUCUGAGUGCAUGAAUACAGUCUCAUACUAAAUGAGAAGUUACAGUUUAUUACAGAAUAGAAAGUCACAGGUUAUACAGAAUAUGACCUGAUUAUGGAUGUUAUUACAGAUCAAGCCUCAGGGCUACCAGAGUAAAUGUCUACUCUUCAAUACUAUUAUACUGUCUCUUUAAGAAGUGAUUAGGGUCCUGACCUGACCAGACCAGGAACAACUCUGGGCCUUGACAUGUCAACAACUGGUUCUGGUUCUUUGUGG
Molecule: messenger RNA, 2102 nt
Organism: Oncorhynchus keta (chum salmon)
Lineage: Eukaryota; Metazoa; Chordata; Actinopteri; Salmoniformes; Salmonidae
Exons: 9
Coding region: 671-1708 (345 amino acids)
Biological process (GO): protein ubiquitination; ubiquitin-dependent protein catabolic process
Molecular function (GO): ubiquitin protein ligase activity
Source: RefSeq, a predicted model, not a curated record